AUGAGUAUGAUUCGCACAUUGGUUCUCGUUUGUCUAUCAGCCACACCGUUGAAAGCGUGUUUCGGUGCCGGACUGUGCUGUCAUUACCCUACAACAACACCUCCCCCGCCUCCUCCGACAACGUGCGCUCCAACAGGGCCUGCUCCCGGUUGCGUAGCCGCUGUGCCUAUUGUGUAUGCUCCUCCACCGCCACCUCGAGCCGCACCGCCACCACCACCACCACUUGUCGCAACAGUAUCACGUCCUUCUCUUCCCCUAAGUGUUCUACCACCUAUGACUCCUGCCAUAGCACCUUCUCCUAAUGUUGUCCAACCCCAGUACGGUUCAGGAGUUGCUGCACCUGUUCGUGCGAGCCCUUACGUAGGUCCAGCAGCACCACCGACUCCCUACUUCCCACCCGCGCAGAUCAAUGCUGUUCCAGCUAAUAUUCCAUCCGCUGGAAGCGGGAUGGGCGGAGGUGUACGAGGCGACUACAACUUCAAUGAGUUCGUUGGUGGUGUAGGUGCUAAUGCAGGUGCUGGUCCAGUGGCAAGCCAAGGACCCGUCAUGGGGAACUUUCCUAGUGCUGGCAGUGAGCUGUCAGCACAAUCGAUAAAUCCUGCUGUUGGUGGAGCACAAGCAGGCCCAGAAGAACAAGUGCAAGCUGCUCUAGGCACAUACACUCCCAGUACUCCGUCAUUCGUAGCUCCCGCACAACCAGAACAAGGGGUUACAGGAGAAUCGGAAGAAGCCGUUGGCGGAGAUGCUUCCCUCGAAAGCAAAAAACCCGUUCUCGAAAAAGUGAAAACAGUCAGCACUACGCGCACAACUAGAAGUCCUGAGCCACUCAAAGUCUCUAGACCUCGCACAGACGUUGGAAAAGCAGGCGCAACCUAUCUCUCAUCCUCAAGCUUAGGAGGUACAUACUCAGAAACGACAAAAUCAGCAUCCGGAAGUGUAAGUGAUUGA
Molecule: messenger RNA, 948 nt
Organism: Haemonchus placei
Lineage: Eukaryota; Metazoa; Nematoda; Chromadorea; Rhabditida; Trichostrongylidae
Source: the annotation of a GenBank genome assembly